GUGCAACGAAAUUUAUUAAUUAAAUUAAAAUUAUAUACACAAAAAUACAUACAUACUAUACAUAAGUGUAAAUAUACUUAGUCUGGCCGUAAAUACUUUUACAAUUAAAAAUAAAAAAAAAUCUAUUGCAAAUAAUAUUUAUUACUUUUACAGUGUGUUAGUUUAAUACAUAAAUAUAAAACAAUUUAAUGUAUAAAAAGCUUAUUCGAAGUGGUCUCCAUUGGCUGCAAUACAGUCCUUUAAACGUUGAGGCCAGUCAUCAAUAGAAGCACGCACUCUUUCCAUGGGAAAAUUUUUCACUGCCAAUCGUACGGAUUGUUUUAGGGACUCCAAAUUAUAAUGGCGUUUAGAGCAAGCCGUACUCUCUAAAACUGACCAUAAAUCAUAAUCCAGCGGAUUAAGAUCGGGACUAGACGACGGCAAGUCUUCAGCUCUGAUGAAGUCCGAAACGUUCGUUUCCAACCGAGACUGCGUAGACUGAGCUUUAUGACCUGGCACCGAGUCUUGCUGGAAGAACCAUUCUUGAUUAUUGAGCAUGGUGUUGUUAAGGGGCUUCACUACCUUCUCAAGAAUGGUAUCUUGAUACACUUGUGCCGAUGUUUUGAUACAUUUUUCACAAAAGUAUGGCUCAGUCACUCCUUCAUAGCUAAUACCCCACCAAACCAUCACUGAAGUCAGAUAGUGCCCACGUUGCACUCUGUCGACUAAUUGGGAAGCUUCCUUAGAGCUUUGAGCUUAAAUACGGUCACUUUGUUUGUUAAAAUGUUGCUCAAUUGUAAAAAAAAUUUCAUCCGUAAACAAAAUUUUUCUAUGACCUCCCUUUGCGUACCGCUUCAGUAGUUGUUUCGAUUUUACCACACUAUUCUCUUUUAAAUUAUCAGUUAAAAAUGACCAGUACGUCUCUUAUAGGCUGCAAGUCCUAAGUCAUCUUUUAAAAUACGCGACAUGGUUCUAGGUGCUAUCUUCAUCUCUCGAGAUAAAACCUUUUGCUUUCGGACAGGAUUUCUUCGAAUUCUUUCCCUUACUGCUUUGACCACCUUUUUCGUACGAAUACUACGUGGACGGCCAGAUCUUUUUCUGUCACAAACACAGGAGAUCUCAUUGCACCUAUUAAUAGCCCGGUACACAAACAUUUUACUAAUACCAAGCGUGUGGAGAGUUUUAAAAAUUGCAUUUGGCUCCAUAUCUACUUCGUGAAAUGCAAUCACAGCGAUUCGGUUCUCUUUAUCACCCCACUCCAUUUUAAUAUCGCAAAAUAUUGUACAAUGUAUUGGCGCCAAAAUGAGAAAACUCAAUGAGCAAUCAUAUAAAAAUGACAGAUUCCAAAUUCAAAUGUAAUAUUUUGUUUAUUUUUAAUUGUAACAGUAUUUAUGGCCAGACUAAGUAUAUAUGUUAUUGUAUAAUAAAUACAUACAAACACAAAUACACAUGCACAUAUAAAUAUACCACUCUAAAAAAUUUACAUCUCUGUAUGAUUCUCUACUCUUUGCCAAUUACCAUACUCGAGCAGCUGAAACUGCCUGAAACACGUAGGUAUUUUAUUCUUGUGGUUAUUUUAGUUAAUUAAUCUGGUUGAAGCCACUUGAAGCACAGGGACAGGGUUGAAGUCAAUCCAUCCACAGCACAGGCAACGUACAUAGAUAAUACAGUUACACUCAAUAUUUAAGAACAGUUUCAGAUGGACAGCUUACCAGAGAACAGUACUAAUGGUGGAAGUCAGUUAGAGACUUCUGAUUAUUUGCAUGGUGUAAAAUCUUCAACAUGUUUGUUGCUCCCAACAACACCAAGUCCAACUACUUUGGAUUUUCAGCAUCCUUUAUCUGAAGAACUUAUUGAGCAGCCCUUCCUUACAUUAAAUGGAGAUAAUAUUGAUAUUGCUGACACCCAAAAUGAUGCUACAGCAGGUGAUUCAAGUUCUUCGGCAGAUUCUAACUCAGUUGUCCAGGAUCCAGUUAGUGCACAAUUGAUAAACAAUAUUAGUAUGUUAGAUUAUCAAACACUGAGUAAGAAUGGGGAUCUUAUUAUUGGACAGGCAGAAGAUGUUAAACUGAAUGGGAAUUUGAAAAUUAAUAAUAGGAAACUGCCAAGCUUUGUGAACUGGAACUGGGUUGUUAUACGAAAGAUUUUACUGUGGGUAGUACUGUCUGGGCUCAUUGCUUGUCUUGCAGCUAUCAUUGGUAUGAUAAUAACUAUUCCUAAAGAAUGUAAUAUUGACCUACCAUGGUAUCAAGGAAAGGUUUUUUACGAAGUAUUUCCUGCCAGUUUUAAAGAUUCCAAUAAUGAUGGCACAGGUGAUUUUAAAGGCCUGAUAACUAAACUUGAUUAUAUACAAAAUUUAGGUGUUGCUGCUAUUCGACUUAAUUAUAUAUUUCAAGCUGAUCAUUAUCCUGAAGAUUACAAUAAUGUAACUUCUAUGUUGGACAUAGACAGGAGCUUAGGCGUACUUAAAGACUUACAGGAUCUAAUAUUUAAUAUACAUAAAAGGAACAUGUCAGUCAUACUUGAUUUACCAGUAAUUUCAAUGGCUCUUCCAAGUCUCAUUUUUAACUCCACUUCAUCUAUUAUCAUAGCAAAUAAUACUGAAGUUAACUAUUUGGAUCCAACAACUGUUGCUAUAAUUCAUUGGUCUCAAGCACAAGGAGUUGAUGGAUUUUAUUUAAAAAAAUUGGAAAAUUUUGUGAACGAACCAUAUUUUGGUAGAACUCUUCAGAUUUGGAAACAAAUUAUAGGAUUCAAUAAAAUUUUGAUUGCGAGCGAAUUGGCUUAUAGUAAAGCUACAGGUGAUGCUUUGAAUAUUCUUUUGUCAAGAAUUGAUCUCAUAGAUGUUCACAUAGAUUUAGAAGAAGAAACUGCUGGUAUUUGUGAUAAAAUCAAGAAGGUUGUGGAUGGACAAUUAUGGUCUAAGCCUCAUUAUCCUUGGGUACAUUGGAAUAUUGGUAAUGUGAACAGUGAAAGAAUAGCGACAAAACAUAUUAAUAAUACUUUAGCUUUGACAGUUUUAGAAUUCGUUCUUCCAGGAACUGUAAGUAUAUUCUACGGAGAUGAGAUAGGAUUGGGCGGUAUACCAGAUGAUGUUGAAGAAGAUUUCCAUGAACACAAAGAUAUUCAUAACUUAGUCCAAAUGGCUUUUGCUGAUAGUGAGGUGACCCCUACUAAUGUUGAAAUUCUACCAUGGAACCUAAAGUCUGUACUAAAGCCAAAUUAUGAUUUUCUUAAUGUCAUUAAAAACUUGAUUAAGGUAAGAGUGACUACUCCUACAAUUUACUUAAGAGCAAUUUUCAAGGAGGGCGUUAUGCAACCUAAUGUAGAAAUACGUCAAACGGAAGAAGAUUUGAUUGUGAUUGAGCGUUGGUACCCUCGUAGAAAUGCCUGCGUUUUUGUCGGUAAUCUAGGCAGUAAGACUAUAACAGCCGAUUUAUCUACAAUGUUCUAUGGUGGGAAAGUUAUUGCUGGCACUAAUUCUUCAUUAAUUGGUCAAGUAUUGUAUUUUGAGAAAGUGACUUUCUCGCCCAAUUCAGCAAUAAUAGUUAAAAUGGAGAAAUAAAGCCAUUCGAACGAAUUUGUAGGGAUAACAUCCUAACCAAUUCUUUAGGGCGAUGAUUACUUAUGUCAUUUUUUUUUUAAGUAUUGAAUUUGAUUAAUCUCAACUUUUAUUUAUGACUGACCAUAGAUCUGAUAAGUAUUAUUUUUUGUUUUGUUUUAAAAUUUUACUAAUGUUACUAACAUUAAAAUAACGAAUAAUACAAUCGUUUUCCUUUGAAUUUUUAUAUUUUAGUAUUGAAUAAUAUUAAGUAAUUAUUAAUAUUAAUAAAUAUUUGUACAAUUCUCAGUUCCUUAGAAAUACCAAAGAUGGUUAAAACAUUUUAUUGUUUGUUAAAAAGUAUUAUCAUAUAUUUGUACAUAAUUAUGUACAUAGUAUAUCUCGUAUAUAUAAAAUAAAAAUUUGAUGAAAAA
Bombyx mori (domestic silkworm) is the source of this 3954-nucleotide messenger RNA. Its product is annotated as alpha-amylase 3. Lineage: Eukaryota; Metazoa; Arthropoda; Insecta; Lepidoptera; Bombycidae. The record is from RefSeq and is a predicted model, not a curated record. Gene Ontology annotation, biological process: carbohydrate metabolic process. Bases 1679 to 3544 code for a protein of 621 amino acids. The transcript is spliced from 4 exons.